AUGAAAGAAUCAUUCUUGCUUUAUUCUUGGGUCCAAUUCUUUUUUCCAGGUGGCAUUUGCGAGGGUGGAGUCCAUCUUAAGCUUAAUUUGAACCUCUGCCAGGCUAUUGGAGACUGCAGCAGACUGCAGCAGGGACUUGGUCGGUUUUCAUGGCACCUCUCUCCCCGACCGCGCUCCUACACAAGGUCGUUGCACGAGACGGCACCGGCGCAUCUUCAUCUUGCAGUUCUGUUCAAGGCACUUGUAUUGAGGUUGUCUGCGCAUGGCCACUGUCAGGCCAAUAUGGGUUCGGCCAAAGAAUCCUACGUUAGGUACUAUAUCCUCGUCGUGGUUUGUGUAGUGGCUCGGAAAGCAAAAUGGAUGAGGGCCGUUAGCUUGGCCGCCGCGCUACUUGUCCCAGCUGUUGCUGCUAUUCAUGGCAUUAUCUUGGCGUCGUUGCACGUCGACGGUGAGCUUCAAGAAACUCAAUUGGAAGCGAAGAAACUAAAACCAAGUGCUACAGGAGCUACCGAUAUGGAUAUUUACGGCGCCUUACAGUUCUGCUCGAUAGGCAUCCUUGCUGCUCCUGUAACCGUCAAGCUAUCGUCGACUUUCUUCUUUGAUCCAGGAAGAAACAUCAUCUUUCUAUGGACAGGCCUUAUUUUGUCUGGUCUUUUGAGUCUGGCGGUCGAGUUCUAUCGAUCCAAUACCACUGCGUGUACCCACGAUGACGCAGGCAAUCCAAUUCCCACAAGCUCAGGUAGUUUUCCUUAUGGAGGAGACGCCAUGUGCAACCUUACUUGCUCGCAGGACGAUGGCCCUCUUUCUUAUUUACGGCUGGGCGCAGCAAGUGAAAUCUACGUGGUCCCCAAGCCAACCAAGCUUCCCUUCGGGAUGGCCAUGUUCCUUGCUGCCGCGGAAUGCGUCCCCGCCAUCCUCUCCUUGGUAACCAUGUGGAAUAAGAUCUUGGAAAUCAACUGGAAGGCGCGCCGCGGGGGUGGUUCUCAAGAAAAAGAACAGCCGAACAAGCUCAUUCCUGGGGCGAAUGGUGCGACUUUUGGCGGCAUGAGGGACGUCAACCAAGCCAUCAGGUCGUUGUUAAGUGCAAUUGAGGUUCCCGUAUUCGCUGGUGCUUGGCUAGCCGUACUCAUCAUCGGCGAGAUAAACUUUUGGAGUCCUCAAGUGAACUAUCAUACUGAGCCAAUAGGCAGUAUCGGUACGUAUCACGACGCCUUCUCUGGAACCGAGCUGACUUGA
This is a messenger RNA of Colletotrichum truncatum, 1236 nucleotides long. The record is from RefSeq and is a predicted model, not a curated record. Lineage: Eukaryota; Fungi; Ascomycota; Sordariomycetes; Glomerellales; Glomerellaceae.